AUGUUUUUUGAGAAACUUAGGAUCUAUAACACAAAGGAAAAGCUAAUUGAGAGAAUAAUUCAGUAUAAGAGGGAGGAGGAGUUAAGAAGAAACAGUCCGAUAAGAGAAAAAAUCAAAAGAACUAGUAUUGAUAAUUACUCAAUAAUUUUAGUAUCAACUUGUUAAACUUAACGAACAGCCUUCAAUUGUAAUAAUAGAAUUUCAGUGUCCCCUAAGAUUUAAUGUAGUUUAGAUAUUGAGAAGAUAAAGAUGCCAUUUAGUUAAGAAAGGGACGGUCAUCUAACUAGGGUGACAGAAAUCCCAGUUAGACAACAGUUUUAUAUUUGAGUUUAUGUGUAGUUUGGCGACUCCUUAACCUCCUCAAAAAAGCAUAAUAGACCAUCUGAACGAGUUGGAAGAAGAAAAGAUGAUAAGGGAGUUGCUUGAUAAUUACAAGCCAGAAUUAUUCGAUGAUAUGAUGGAAAAUGAUAUUCAAGAAAUAGAGAGGUUUAAUGAAGACGCACACGCAAAUUCAAUGAAACAGUUCUCUUAUUAAGAUUACAGUCCUCAAAGAAUGAAUAUGAUAAAAAAGCAUCAACAUCAUCAUCAUAAAUCAAAUUCAACUCGUAAUAACAAUAAUAAUAAAUAUGAUUAAUAACGUUAAUUAUAUUUGUAAUAAUUGGAAUUCAAGGGAGACAUUUAUUAAGAGUAAAAUACGGAUAGAGGAAGAUAUCUAAAAAGGUUUAGAUUAGCUAAGUAAAUUAAUUGUAUAUAUAAUAGCAAAAAUUUGAACAAGGUUUGUUAAGAGGAUUUUAGAAAAGUUGUAAAAUCAUAAAAUAAGCUGGAAGACUUUGCACAAUUCUAUAAAUAACCACCAAAUUUAUAUAUGCAACUAAAUAAGAGUUCACAUCAAUAAUCUAUUUUUUAAAGUGGAUUGGGAUUGGUCCAGUAGUGCAACCACAUCUAAAUAGCUAAUGCAUCUGGCUAGAUUAGAACAAAUUAAUAAGUGAAGGUUUUUUCUGAGGCUUUAAAGACUUCACAAUGUAAGACUUUAACUCAUUUAAAAUUGAGUCACAAUAAACUCAAUUCAUUGAAGUAUUAGACCAAUUUUAAUUUAGGAUUUAAUAACUAACAAAAUCUUUUCCUUAACAUCUUUAAGAAUUAGAUUUAAUGAACAAUGGAUUGGAUUCUAAAGCCUGUUAAUUGUUAUCAAAAUAUAUAUAAAAAUCAGCAAUAAAGAAGGUGAAUCUUGAAAAUAAUCGAAUAGGUGAUUUGGGUAGCAAUGCAUUAUGUUUAGCAAUAUAAGAUCACGAUUAUUUACUUUAUUUAAAUUUAUCAAAAAACAACCUUACUGAACAUUGUACUAUUGAACUUUCUAAUUAUAUAAAGAAAACUUAAGUAUUAUUUGAAUUGUAUCUUCAUUUUAACUCAAUAAAUAGUGCAGGAGGAGUAAAUAUUUGGAAGGCCUUUUACAAGAAUUCUAGUGUGAAAGUUUUUGAUAUUUCUUAUAAUAGAACUGCUUCAUUAGAAUGUGCUUAGUGGAUGGCAAAAGUAAUAAUUAAAUAAUAUCCUGAACUUAUGCAUAUUGAUAUUUCUUAUAAUAAUUUUAAUGAAGAACAAUCUAUUGAAAUAAAGAAGGCAUUGGAUUAAAAUCAGAAUAUUUAUGGAUUUCAUUAUCAAGGAAAUUGCCCAAAAUACUCUGUUGAUUCUACUGGUCAUUUAAGAGACAGAAUCUAAGAAGCAAUUGAUAUUUAAAGAAAAAUUGAAGAAUGUAAAAAAAAUCCUUAAACAACUCUGAAAUUAGUUGAUGAUAAUGAAAUUUAAUCUUUAGAAAUAGAAGACCCUCAUAAUCAUCAUAAUUAUCACCAAUAAAAAAUAAGCAAUUUAUAAAGUGAUGCUGAAUUACAUAGAAACUUCAGAUUUAGAAGAAUUUAAGGUAUGAAACCAAUUAGAUAAAAUUAUGAUAAGGAUAGUGAAUUAGAUUCUUGUUGGAUUUGUGAUGGUUGGUAAGAAGUUAAAUUUACAUGGACUCCAGGAAAGUCAGGAGGAAUGAACAAUGAUCCAAUAUUUGUACAUUUAAACUUUGAAAGUUAUAAACCUAUUCUCAUGACAUUACAUAAUGGAGAAUAUUCUGCAUAUCGAAUGUGUCCUCCAAAUUAUAAGGUUACUUAUUUUUUUAGUAAUCCUGUUUUAGGAAUUCAAACAACUGCAAAAAAUUAAAUGAUCACUUAAACUCCCUCAGAUGAUCCAUUAUAUCAAACUAAAUAAUCAUUUUUAUAUAAUGGAGAUAUAUUAAUUGAAGGUAAUAGGAUGGGUUUUGUGAAUGAAAUGUUUACUGAAGAUAAAUAAUCAAUUAUGGAUAGAUAUUUUGCUAAAAUCUUUAGUAAACCAAGAGAAGAGGAAAAAACCUUUGAUUUAACUAAGUUUCUUACAAAAAGAGAAAAAUAAUUUUGGAGUUAUGAACUUUCAAUCUUUAAGAAUUAUCAACCUGACAAUGAAGAAAUAAUAGAUGAAUGUUUUGAAUAUGAUUAUGGAAGCUCAAAAAUCAAUAAAAUAAUUAAAGAUCCUUUAGAAUAUAAUGAAGUGAAAGAAGUAAUGAGAGAAUAUUAUCCAUAUAUUUUUGCAUCCUAUAAAUUUUAUGCAUCCACACUUAUAGGUGCUACGAUUCCUUGUAUUUCAUCAAAUGCUUUUUUUGAUUUAAUUAAUUCAACUAGUGUAAUAUCAGAUAAAUUUAGAACUGGUGAUGUUGAUUUAAAUUUCAUUUCCACUUCAAAUGUAAAAGAUAUUAAUUAUCCUAAUGUAUAUGAGAAAGCAUUAGUUAGAUAUUAAUUGAUGGAAUUAUUGGUUAGAAUAGCAGUUGAUAAAUAUAUAAGAACCUAAAUUUGUAAAUCAGUUAAAGAGAGUUUGAGAAAACUAUUUGAAGAGGAUGGAGUUAAAUUAAAAUUAUUAGAGAUAGAUCGUAGCCAAGAUUGGAGAGAUAUGCGAUACUGGAAUGAAUAAUGUGAUACGCUUUUAAGUAAUUUUAUUAUUCAAUAUAUUUAGAGGAUAGAUUACCUAUGUUAAAAAUGUUAUUCAAAUUUACUUCAAAAUUAAAUCCUAAAUAAAAAUAUUACAAACAUUUAUGGCUUCAAUUUAAAGACUUUAGAGAUUUGAUUAAUAAAUGCGAUUUAUAUUGUGAUAUAUUUGUUGAAAGAGAUGCUUAUUUAGUAUUCUUAUUAUCAAUGUAAACUUCAGUUGAUGAAUUGUUCUUGCUUAAACAUUUUCAGAUGGAAUUCUAUGAAUUCUUAGAAGCACUCGCCAGAUGUGCUGAGAAGUUAUCAUUAAUUAGAACUUAAGAUUAAUUAGGUAUUGAUGAGAGAAGACAAUAACCAUUAUUCAAAAAAUUAGAUGCUCUCACUUACCUUAUAUAUGUUAGAUUAGGAGAAUUUAUAAAGUCUUAUUUUAAAGAUUCAGAAGAUCUUUCGGAUUUCGAUAAGUGCAUGUAAAAAUAAUAUGGAUAAGUUAUCAAAUAACCAAAUCCUGAUGAAGAGGAAGAAGUAGAAAAAUUGACACCAUAAUAAGAAGAGAAGAUACUUGAAGAAUAAUUAAAAACUAUUGUAGUUCCCCCUUAAAUUACAGUGGUAAUUGAUCUAAUUAAAUAAUAAGGUUUAAUAAAAUAAGAAAACCACUGGAAUGACAUUUUUGUAAGUCAUUAAAUAGGCUUAACAAUAAAAACAGUUAAAGAACCUAUUCAAUUUGACCAAUGUAGUUUAAUACUUUAGAUUAAAGGAAGAAGAAUAAUUAAAAUGA
Messenger RNA from Paramecium primaurelia, 3768 nucleotides. NCBI's taxonomy places the organism in Eukaryota, Ciliophora, Oligohymenophorea, Peniculida, Parameciidae. The record is from the annotation of a GenBank genome assembly.